Ficedula albicollis (Collared flycatcher) is the source of this 1067-nucleotide messenger RNA. RefSeq names its product another transcription unit protein. Lineage: Eukaryota; Metazoa; Chordata; Aves; Passeriformes; Muscicapidae. The transcript has a single exon. The record is from RefSeq and is a predicted model, not a curated record. Bases 83 to 985 code for a protein of 300 amino acids.
CCCUGCCUAUCCGGAGCGGCAGGCGGCUCUCCGGAGAGCCCGGGGCCACCGCGGCGGGCCGAGCGCUGCCGGGGAGGCGGAGAUGCGGCACCGCUACCCUCAGCAUCUCCGCCUCGAGUCCGGCCCAGGGGAUCCGUCGGACACGGGAGAGGGGGAGGAAAAAGGCCGCCAGCAUGCCGAGGGGCGAGCCGCGCCCCGCCGCGCCCCCCGCCCCGAGAGCGGCACCCCGGCACAGCCCGGAGCGGGGAGACGGAGCCCAAAACAGCCGGCACAGCCCGAGAGCGGGGACACGGAGCCCAAAACAGCCGGCACAGCCCGGAGCGGGGACACGGAGCCCAAAACAGCCGGCACAGCCCGGAGCGGGGACGCGGAGCCCAAAACAGCCGGCACAGCCCGGAGCGGGGACGCGGAGCCCAAAACAGCCGGCACAGCCCGGAGCGGGGACGCGGAGCCCAAAACAGCCGGCACAGCCCGGAGCGGGGACGCGGAGCCCAAAACAGCCGGCACAGCCCGGAGCGGGGACGCGGAGCCCAAAACAGCCGGCACAGCCCGGAGCGGGGACGCGGAGCCCAAAACAGCCGGCACAGCCCGGAGCGGGGACGCGGAGCCCAAAACAGCCGGCACAGCCCGGAGCGGGGACGCGGAGCCCAAAACAGCCGGCACAGCCCGGAGCGGGGACGCGGAGCCCAAAACAGCCGGCACAGCCCGGAGCGGGGACGCGGAGCCCAAAACAGCCGGCACAGCCCGGAGCGGGGACGCGGAGCCCAAAACAGCCGGCACAGCCCGGAGCGGGGACGCGGAGCCCAAAACAGCCGGCACAGCCCGGAGCGGGGACGCGGAGCCCAAAACAGCCGGGCGAGCCAGCCUGCCACCGCCCGGAGCAGCCCGCAGCGAGCAAACCCCGCGGAGCAAAGCCGGUGGGAAAAAAGCGGUGAGGAGGGAAAAAAAAGGAAAAGAAGCAGUCCUGACUCUCCUCCCCCCCUAGCUCUGCUCAUGCACAACAAACAGCCUACAGCUACCGCUCCUCCGCGGGCGAGGGUGACAACACGGCAUCUCCAGCGUUACUG